AUGGGACAGAAGCAGACUACUCCUUUGUCCCUCACUCUGGACCACUGGUCAGAAGUGAGGACUCGUGCACAAAAUCGUUCCCUAGCCGUGAAAAGGGGCAAGUGGCAGACAUGCUGUGCUGCUGAGUGGCCAGCCUUUCAAGUUGGAUGGCCAAAGGGGGGGUCUUUUUAUAUUUCCUUAGUUCGCAGAGUGAGAGACAUCGUGUACCGACCGGGGCCGCAUGGACAUCCUGAUCAAGAACCCUACAUUCUCAUGUGGGAGGACCUCUGUACCAGUCCCCCUGACUGGGUGCGGCCAUUCCUCCCCCCCCCUAAACCUUCUUCUUUACAGCCGCUUUUGGAGCCUACGAUCCUACCCAUGAAGGAGAAAAGGGGAUCGGAGUCACAGCCUAAAGAGGAGCGAGCUGUGCCCCGCAUUUACCCUGACACUACGGACCUACUUCUCUUUGAACCCCCCCCCUUACAACCCAUCUGCUCGCACCCCUUCUGCUCCAGCAGGGGAGGCGACUGCAGAACCCCGUUCCCCAUUAAAUCUCUCCUUAGCUUCCCAGCCUUCCCACCUUCCCACGUGCUGCAGGGGGCUGUGGAAGGAGCAGCUUCUCACGUGCUCCAGGGGGCAGGGGGAAGAGCAACUUGCUUGCCUCCAUCAUCCCCAGAGUCCUUGCCGGAUGAGAGCCAGCGAGCAGGGCCAGCUGCGGGAACCCGCAGCAGGCAAAAAGAUUCGACAUUUGGAGCUUUGCCAAUCAUGCCGCUGAGGCCAGUAGGGCCCAUGAUGGACGAUGGGAGGGGAGGGGAGAUGCCUGCCCUCCAGUAUUGGCCCUUCGCCACGUCUGACCUUUAUAACUGGAAGCUUAACCAUCCCUCUUUCUCUGAAGACCCCACUAGGUUAAUUAAUCUUUUAGAUUCUCUGAUGAACACCCACCAGCCUACUUGGGACGACUGCCAGCAGCUGCUUCGUACCCUGUUCACUACUGAAGAACAGGACCGCAUUUUGGCAGCAGCCCGGAAAAAUGUGAUAGGACUAGAUGGCUUGGUGACAACCAGACCUGAUGUUAUUGAUGACUCUUUCCCCUUGCGGAGACCGGAUUGGGACCCCAACACAUAUGAAGGUAGGGGGAAUCUGUCCACCUAUCGCCAGACUCUCAUGAGAGGUCUCCGGGAAGCGGCUAGAAAGCCCACAAACCUAGCCAAGGUAAAAGAGGUAAUACAGGGACCCGAUGAGCCUCCCGGGGUUUUCCUAGAAAGGCUGAUGGAAUCAUAUAGGAGGUACACUCCUUUCGAUCCAACCUCUGAAACUCAUCAGGCUUCAGUCAUUAUGGCUUUUGUAGGACAGUCAGCAGCAGAUAUUAGAAAGAAACUCCAGAGGCUGGAGGAUAUCCAGGGAAAGACUUUACAAGACCUAGUAAAGGAGGCUGAGAAAGUGUUCAGUAAGAGAGAAACAAAGGAAGAAAGAGAGGAGCGACUAGAAAAGAAAAAAAGAGAGAGGGAAGAACGAAAGGACAGAAGAAGGAAUAAGGAACUGGCAAGGGUCUUGGCAGUAGCAGUAGACAGAUCUAGCACAGGUCAGAAAGGUAGGGACCUGGGCCCACGAAGACGCCGACCCCUGGACAAGGACCAAUGCGCUCGCUGCCGCCAGAGGGGACACUGGGCUCGGGAAUGCACCCAACCCCCACGAUCCCCUCGUGGCACCCAACCCCCACGAUCCCCGCAACCUUCAAGGACCCUGGCCCUUGAAUCUGAAUAGGGGGGUCAGGGCUCCAACCCCCUCCGGGAGCUCAGGGCUAAAUUUAAGGUGGAGGGGACUCCCAUAGACUUUGAACUUGACACAGGGGCAGUAUACUCGGUCCUAAAGAAACCUUUGGGACCCCUCUCUAGUAAGCAAUCCUUAGUACAAGGAGCAAAUGGAAGUAGCUAUCGUUCCUGGACUACUUCCCGGACUAUGGACUUGGGGAAAGGAGAAAUCAAGCAUUCUUUCCUGGUCAUACCAAACUGCCCCUCACCUCUAAUGGGACGAGACUUGCUAACCAAACUCAGAGCCCAGAUAACCUUUGAAGAAACUGGUCCAGAAAUUGCUUUUCUUAAUCCCAGUGUUCAACCACUUACCACCUCCGUCCUGACCAUCAGGGCUGAGGAUGAAUAUAGACUGUUUACAGAUGACCCCUUGCCAGUUGAAAGCCAAGACACCGACUUUUGGUUAAGACUAGUUCCAGAAGCUUGGGCCGAAACUGCUGGACUGGGGUUGUCUACCUUACAGGCUCCAGUAGUGGUAGAGUUAAAAACUACUGCUGUCCCUGUGAGAGUUAGGCAGUACCCCAUGAGUCAGGAAGCGAAGAAAGGCAUAACUCCUCAUAUCCGGAAACUUCUCCAACAAGGGGUCUUAGUAAAAUGUCAGUCAGCCUGGAAUACUCCAUUACUCCCAGUUAAGAAGCCUGGAACUGGGGACUAUCGGCCAGUACAGGACCUAAGGGCAGUUAACAGUCAGGUGGAAGUCAUCCAUCCCACUGUGCCAAACCCAUACAAUCUCCUCAGCACCCUAAGUCCUGAAAGAGUAUGGUAUAGUGUAUUGGACUUAAAAGACGCUUUCUUUUGCCUGUCUCUACAUCCAGCCAGUCAACCCUUAUUUGCUUUUGAGUGGAGUGAUCCUGAGGCAGGAAUUUCAGGCCAACUAACCUGGACCAGAUUGCCUCAGGGAUUUAAGAACUCCCCUACCAUCUUUGAUGAGGCCUUGCACCAAGACUUAAGUCUCUUCCGCAGCCAGCACCCCCAGGUAACCCUGCUCCAGUAUGUGGACGAUAUUUUACUUGCAGGAAAAACUGAAGAAGAUUGGGGAAAGCGAUGGCUGACGGAGGCCCGGAAGAAGGUCGUGGCACAGAUCCCUGCACCUACUACUCGCCGGCAGUUACGUGAGUUUCUGGGGACGGCAGGUUUCUGCCGCCUCUGGAUCCCUGAACUGGCGAUAGUUCACUGUCCAGGUCAUCAAACGGGAAAGGAAACCGUCGCGUCCGGAAACAGAGAGCUGAUGAAGCAGCAAAGGCAGCAAGCAUCCCGCAUGAAGGAGAUCCCUGCACUUAUUGUUACUGAACCUGACAACCUCCCACCAGUGUCAACAACUGUAGACUCCCUUUCUGAAGAACCAGAGGAGUGUUCUGAGGAAAAUGUGUCCCAUCAUAUGCCUGGAUCCACAGACACCAGCAAAAUCGGUGACAAGGGUUCUCCCUGGGGAAGCAAGAGGCAAGUGAACCCCAAUGUUCCUGCCCUGUCUGCUUAG
Messenger RNA from Suncus etruscus (white-toothed pygmy shrew), 3267 nucleotides. RefSeq lists its product as uncharacterized. Gene Ontology annotation, biological process: proteolysis; virion assembly. Lineage: Eukaryota; Metazoa; Chordata; Mammalia; Eulipotyphla; Soricidae. The record is from RefSeq and is a predicted model, not a curated record. Gene Ontology annotation, molecular function: nucleic acid binding; zinc ion binding; aspartic-type endopeptidase activity.